Messenger RNA from Marmota monax (woodchuck), 462 nucleotides. RefSeq names its product aldehyde dehydrogenase family 3 member A2. Gene Ontology annotation, molecular function: aldehyde dehydrogenase (NAD+) activity. NCBI's taxonomy places the organism in Eukaryota, Metazoa, Chordata, Mammalia, Rodentia, Sciuridae. The record is from RefSeq and is a predicted model, not a curated record. Gene Ontology annotation, biological process: aldehyde metabolic process. The annotation marks the transcript as partial. Gene Ontology annotation, cellular component: cytoplasm. The transcript is spliced from 3 exons.
GAAUUUUAUGGAGAAAACAUAAAAGAGUCUCCUGAUUAUGAAAGAAUCAUCAAUCUUCGUCAUUUUAAGAGGAUACAAAGUUUGCUUGAAGGACAAAAGAUAGCUUUUGGUGGGGAGACUGAUGAGGCCACACGCUAUAUAGCCCCAACAGUACUUACUGAUGUUGAUCCUGAAACCAGAGUGAUGCAAGAAGAAAUUUUUGGACCAGUUCUUCCAAUAGUGCCUGUGAAAAAUGCAGAUGAAGCCAUAAAUUUCAUAAAUGAACGUGAAAAGCCCCUGGCGCUGUAUAUAUUUUCUCAUAACAACAAGCUCAUCAAACGGAUGAUUGACGAGACAUCCAGCGGUGGUGUGACAGGCAAUGAUGUCAUCAUGCACUUCACUCUCAAUUCUCUGCCUUUUGGAGGAGUGGGUAAAUAUCACUUUAUUUGCUCAUAUUAAAUUCAGAAGCUCUGCAUUUCAACA